AUGGCCCAACAACCUCAACCACAGCAGGUGCCAACACCGUCCUCUCCUUCGAUACAAAAUCAAGCGCAGAAUCAACAACAGCAACAGCAGCAACAGCAACAACAACAAGCAGCAGCAGUGGCAGCAGCAGCAGCCGGGUUGUACGGCCCUGGAUUCAUGGAACCUCAAGGUGGUCUAUUAGAUAUGGUGAAACGAAAAUUUCGAGAAGUAGCUGGAUACCGAGGUAUGGAUCCUACAGCGAUGGCCAUGAGUCGAUAUGCUGGUGCCGGUGGUGCCGGUGGUAUGAUGGGCUUAGGCGGUGGCAUGAUGCCCGGUAUGAUGCCACCUCAGAUGGGUAUGCCAUUGAUGAAUCAAUCCAAUCUGGCCAUGAUGGGCAUGGGAGGCGGUAUGGGAGCCGGAAUGGGUGGCCUUGAAGAGCUCAUGCUUCAGCAACAGCAACAGCAACAACCCUAUCAAUUGCAACAAUUACAACAACAACAGCAAAUGCUACAGUUACAACAAUUACCUCCUCAACAGCAACAAGCACUGUUAAUGGCCAUGAUGAUGAUGGGUGGCGGUGCUGGCGGCGCCACAUCCGGAACUGCUGCUGGUAUGAUGAUGAAUGGUGGUCUUGGUGGUACGUCUGGUGGAUUUUAUGGUCAACAACAAAACCCAAUGUAUCAAAGCCUAUUAAUGGGAGGAGGAACUCCAGGUGCUAAUAUGAUGAUGCCAGGCGCCAUGAUGAGUGGCAUGGGCGGUAUGGGUGGUAAUAAUUUCAUACAACAACAGAUGAUGAUGAACAGUAAUCCCUACCAACAACAGCAAAUGAUGGGAUAUGGUGGUGGUGCAAAUGCAAUGUACGGCCAACAGCAACAACCAUUGAUGACAGGAUAUGGCGGAGGUGGUAUGGGCGCCAAUGCCAUGUACAAUGGUGGAGGCUAUGGUGCUUAUGGUGCCGGAGCAGGAGGCUAUGGUGGAGUGGGUGCAGGUGGCGGCUACGGCAAUGGUGGAUACGAUCAAUCAUCGAGCUAUUACUAUGGCAACCCUACAACACCGUAUGCGUCUACUGGUUAUCAACGAGGCGCGAUGGAUCCAUACAGUAGUUACAAUGAUCCAUACGACAGUUAUGCUUCAAAGCGAGGUUAUUUCUAA
This is a messenger RNA of Mucor velutinosus, 1131 nucleotides long. RefSeq lists its product as uncharacterized. The transcript has a single exon. NCBI's taxonomy places the organism in Eukaryota, Fungi, Mucoromycota, Mucoromycetes, Mucorales, Mucoraceae. The record is from RefSeq and is a predicted model, not a curated record. Bases 1 to 1131 code for a protein of 376 amino acids.